Molecule: messenger RNA, 1106 nt
Organism: Xiphias gladius (swordfish)
Lineage: Eukaryota; Metazoa; Chordata; Actinopteri; Istiophoriformes; Xiphiidae
Product: myelin and lymphocyte protein-like
Exons: 4
Coding region: 1-474 (157 amino acids)
Biological process (GO): myelination
Cellular component (GO): membrane
Molecular function (GO): structural constituent of myelin sheath
Source: RefSeq, a predicted model, not a curated record
AUGGCUUCCAGCACCUCCAGUGAUGUUCUGCCCACAGGCGGCAGGAUCUUCACCUCCAUUCCUGACGUGUUCUUCAUCCCUGAGUUUGUGUUUGGAGGUUUGGUGUGGAUCCUGGUGGCGUCGACGCGCGUCUCCCCGGACAACCCUCUGGGCUGGGUGAUGUUUGUGUCCGUCUUCUGCUUCGUGGUGACAACACUCUGGUUCUUCAUCUUCCUCUGCGGAGCCAAUCAGAGCAGCAUCUGGCCCUCCCUGGACGUGGGUUAUCAUUUUGUGGCCGUGGUUUUCUACCUCAGUGCAUCGGUGGAUCUGGCAUACGUCACCAUACUUCGGGCGGCUUUAACGAAUCUGCCGCCUGCUGACGAAAAUCUCAAAAUGUACCGCCUGGAUAUUGCUGCAGUGGUGAUGUCCUAUGUGGCCACUCUUCUCUACUUCCUCCAUGCCAUUUUCUCAGCCAUCCGAUGGAAGAGGUCCUAAAACAAAACAUCGACUCAACCACAAACCGAGAACAGGACGACCAGAGACGACGCCAAAUAACCAGCUGGGCUUCUUUUUAUUGACAUUUCGGCUGAAUGAUAAAGAGUGCUUUGCUUUUGAACCAAUGUGCCAAACAUCAAACGAACGAAUGAGUGGAAAACAAGCGGGUCUUUGAUAAAUGUUCCUUGUUCAUUGGUCUGGUUGGCGAGGUAGCAGAAAGGCAGUUUGCUCAGAAAACACGCAUUUGAAACGAACCUGUUCAAGUUAAGUUUUUUUAGUCAGUAAUAAAUGUGAUGUAAGGAAGGAGGAUGGAUGUAAAUAACUAAUUGAAACACAGAUCUAGUUACAUAUUUUUUAAAGGCUUUGUUUUGAUGUAAGGGAUGGAUGGGUGUUCCCACAUGAUUUACUGUUUGCAUUUUUAUGAGAACAUCCAAACAUUUCCACAUGUAAAUAUUUAGAUGAUUUCACGUUGUAGUACAUUUGGAAUCUAUGAUAUGAAAUAAAUUAAACUGACAAUCCAACAUCAUGCUUUUCCUGGUCUGUUCAGAUGUUGAGUAGGUCAACAUAAGCUGAGCGAAGAUGCUCACCUCAAUGAAACUGCAGAGAGGUUAAUUGUCUUCCCCUCCCUCUCU